UUUGAUAUCUUCAAUCCUCAUGGCAAACCAACCACAACUCUCUGCAACCGCCAUUAUCAGCCCUCAAUACUGUGCUCCAGCUACACAUCCAAUUGAUUUGAUAAUCACAAAGGAGUGGACUGGGAGAAAUAACUUCACUGUCACAGACACCAACAACAACCUUAUUUUCAAAGUUAAAACUCCUCUCGUAACCAUGGUAACACCCCGCCAACACCGGUUCUUGUUUGAUGCUAACAGAAACCCCAUUCUCCAUCUUCGUAGAUCGCUGCUGGCUGCAGAUGAUAAAUGGAAAGCAUUUAGAGGUGAAAGUGAAGCGCCACAGGAUCUUGUCUUUACUAGGGAGCGAUCCUCGUUUAUGCAGCUAAGGACUAAAUUAAACGUGUCUUUGGCAAAUAAUACAACAACACAAGCUUGUGACUUCACUGUCAGAGGAAAUUUAUUUCAAAAUUCUUGGAAAGUUUACAUUGCCAAUUCUGACAAUCUUGUUGCUAAGAUUAAGAAGGAGCUGGGCACUAUGUUUAUCACAGAAAAAUUCAUGGUCACUGUGUCUCCCAACAUGGAUUAUGCAUUCAUUGUGGCUCUAGUUGUCACCCUUGAUUAAGUAUAUUUAACCCAAAAUGAUAUGUGUAUGUAGUAGAAAAUCCUAACCAGCUCAAAAUCUCUGCAUAUUGUUAUUGCUAAUAUUAAUGACCGCUUAUUGAACAGGCACAAUAAUAUAUUUAAGUUCUUGAAAAAAAGUAAGCUAGGGGUCGAUAUGUAAUUAGACAUUUUCUAAGCAUAGGUGCACACUAUACAAUAUGCAAUUUUGUUAAUAAGAAAACUGUCAUCUUCAACUGC
This is a messenger RNA of Lathyrus oleraceus (garden pea), 837 nucleotides long. RefSeq names its product protein LURP-one-related 15. The transcript has 4 exons. Bases 20 to 601 code for a protein of 193 amino acids. The record is from RefSeq and is a predicted model, not a curated record. NCBI's taxonomy places the organism in Eukaryota, Viridiplantae, Streptophyta, Magnoliopsida, Fabales, Fabaceae.